Messenger RNA from Rhincodon typus (whale shark), 8014 nucleotides. RefSeq names its product dedicator of cytokinesis 7 (gene dock7). Gene Ontology annotation, biological process: small GTPase-mediated signal transduction; axonogenesis; positive regulation of GTPase activity. The transcript has 50 exons. Gene Ontology annotation, molecular function: guanyl-nucleotide exchange factor activity. Bases 34 to 6453 code for a protein of 2139 amino acids. The record is from RefSeq and is a predicted model, not a curated record. NCBI's taxonomy places the organism in Eukaryota, Metazoa, Chordata, Chondrichthyes, Orectolobiformes, Rhincodontidae.
GCCGCCCUGCUCGUUCUUCUUCUGCUGGUACAAAUGGCCGAGCGCCGCGCCUUCGCGCAGAAAAUCAGCAGGACUGUAGCAGCUGAAGUCAGGAAGCAGAUUUCUGGCCAAUAUGGCAGUUCACCACAGCUGCUCAAGAACCUCAAUGUAGGGGCAAAUGUUUCUCACCAUUCAGUUCCUCUAACUGAGGCAGUUGAUCCAGUGGACUUUGAGGAUUAUGUGUUAAUGCACCCCCCAAUAAUGGAUCCAGGUCCCUUGAGGGACUUACUGGAGUUCCCUCCAGAUGAUAUUGAAGUUAUCUACAGCCCCAGGGAGUGCCGAACACUGGUGCAAGCUGUCCCUGAAGAAAGUGAUGUGGAUCCCCAUGUCAGAGACUGUGUAAAAACUUAUACUGAGGAUUGGGCGAUCGUGAAUCGCAAGUACCACAAACUCAGCACAGGAUUCAAUCCUAAUACACUUGACAAACAGAAGGAAAGGCAGAAGGGUUUACCAAAGCAGAUCUUUGAAUCGGAUGAAAUCCCAGACACCAACAGUUACCAAGAUGAUCAGGAUGAUUUGAAACGCCGUUCUGUAUCAAUAGAUGAUACGCCUAGAGGUAGUUGGGCCUGUAGUAUUUUUGAUCUCAAAAAUUCACUUCCUGACGCUGUCCUUCCAAAUCUACUUGAUCGCUCUCCAAUUGAAGAAAUAGAUCAGCAGAAUGAAGAACAGAGGAAGGCAAAUCGACACAAGGAGCUGUUUGCACUUUAUCCAGCACCAGAUGAGGAUGACACAAUAGAAAGGCACAGUAUUCCUGAGGUUCCGAGAGAGCACUUCGGUCAAAGAUUGCUUGUGAAAUGUUUAUCGUUGAAAUUUGAAAUUGAAAUUGAGCCGAUUUUUGCAAGCUUGGCUUUGUAUGAUGUCAGAGAGAAAAAAAAAAUUUCAGAAAAUUUUUUCUUUGAUUUGAAUUCUGAGCAAAUGAAAGGCAUGCUGCGACCUCAUGUUCCUCCUGCAGCAAUUUCAACACUGGCUCGAUCAGCAAUCUUCUCAAUCACAUAUCCGUGUCAAGAUGUUUUUCUAGUUAUCAGGCUGGAGAAAGUUCUGCAACAAGGAGAUAUUGGUGAAUGUGCAGAACCAUACAUGAUAUUCAAGGAAUCUGAUACAACCAAAAAUAAAGAAAAGCUGGAGAAGCUAAAGAGCCAAGCAGAGCAGUUUUGUCUCAGACUGGGGAAGUACCGCAUGCCUUUUGCUUGGACUGCCAUCCAUCUAAUGAACAUUGUUAACAGUGCAGGAAGCCUAGAGCGAGACAGCACAGACUCUGAGAUUGGAGCAGGAGAGCGGAAGGGUUCCUGGUCGGAAAGAAGGAAUUCUGGUCUUGUUGGAAGGCGGUCUCUUGAACGCACUACCAGCGGAGAUGAAUCGUGUAAUCUUUCGAGCUUCAGACCGGCCACACUGACUGUCACAAAUUUCUUCAAACAGGAAGGAGAUCGACUGAGUGAUGAAGAUUUGUAUAAAUUCCUUGCUGAUAUGAGAAGACCUUCAUCUGUUCUGCGGAGACUACGCCCAAUCACAGCUCAGCUGAAAAUCGAUAUCUCACCGGCUCCAGAAAAUCCCCAUUAUUGCCUGACCCCUGAAUUACUGCAAGUGAAACCAUAUCCAGAUACGAGAGUCAGACCAACGAAGGAUAUCCUGGAAUUCCCAUCAAGAGAUGUUUAUGUGCCAUACACUACAUACAGGAAUUUACUUUAUGUGUAUCCUCAGAGCCUCAAUUUUGCAAAUCGUCAGGGGUCUGCCAGGAAUAUUACUGUGAAAGUGCAGUUCAUGUCUGGAGAAGAUCAAAACAAUGCAAUGCAGGUCAUCUUUGGCAAGUCAAGUUGUGCAGAGUUUACAAAAGAAUCGUAUACCGCAGUAAUAUACCACAACAGAUCACCUGACUUUCAUGAAGAAAUAAAAGUCAAACUUCCUGCUUAUCUGACUGAUCACCACCACCUGCUGUUCACCUUCUACCAUGUCAGCUGCCAACAGAAGCAGAAUACACCCUUGGAGACCCCAGUUGGAUACACGUGGAUUCCAAUGCUGCAGAAUGGACGCUUGAAAACUGGUCAGUUCUGCCUUCCGGUGUCUCUUGAGAAGCCUCCACAAUCUUACUCGGUAUUAUCUCCAGAAGUACCACUGCCUGGAAUGAAGUGGGUGGAUAACCAUAAGGGAGUGUUCAAUGUGGAGGUGAUCGCUGUAUCCUCUGUUCACACUCAGGAUCCAUACCUUGAUAAGUUUUUUGCUUUGGUCCAUGCCCUGGAGGAGCAUGCAUUUCCUGUGCGCAUUGGAGAUCUGAGAAUUCUGGAGAAUGAUCUGGAGAAUGAGCUGAAGAACAGUAUUUCGGCCUUGAGCUCAGCUCAACUGGAGCCUGUGGUACGAUUCCUCCACCAGCUUCUGGAUAAACUUGUCUUGCUGAUUGUGAGGCCCCCUGUAAUCGCUGGACAGAUUGUAAAUAUGGGACAGCCAUCAUUUGAGGCAAUGACAUCCAUUGUUAACAGACUUCACAAAAACUUAGAAGCAAACCAGGACCAGCAUGGCAGAAACAAUUUGCUGGCAUCCUACAUUUACUAUGUUUUCCGUCUCCCGAGUACAGAGUCGAAUCCCUCGUCACCAGGUCCCGGUGGCUGUGUGUUGGGUGGAUCUAUGCAUUAUGCUACAAUGGCACGCUCAGCUGCAAGGCUGGCCAGCCUGAGUCUUAGUCGGUCCCGGAGCCUCAGUAACAGCAACCCUGAUAUCUCAGGUACUCCAACCUCACCAGAUGAUGAAGUGAGAACAAUUAUUGGCAGCAAGGGACUAGAUCGUUCCAAUUCCUGGGUUAAUGCUGGUGGCCCAACUGUCUCAUGGAGAAGUCCCCCCAGAUCAAGCACUGAAGUAAUGCAGGCGAUGGACCGAAGUAAUCGCAUGUCAUCGCAUACCGAAAGCACAAGUUUCUUACAAACGUUAACAGGACGAUUACCAACUAAGAAGCUAUUACAUGAGGAACUGGCGCUGCAGUGGGUUGUGAGCAGUGGGAGUGUGCGUGAAUCUGCUUUACACCAGGCCUGGUUCUUCUUUGAAUUAAUGGUGAAAAGCAUGGUGCACCAUUUAUAUUUUUCUGACAAACUUGACACGUCAAGAAAAGCCCGAUUUCCAGAAAGAUUCAUGGAUGACAUCGCUGCAUUGGUUAGCAUGAUUGCAGGGGAUAUAGUGACAAGAUUUCAGAAGGAUAUAGAACUGAUUGAGCGACUAAACGUCAGUCUUGCAUUUUUUCUCAAUGACUUGUUUUCAGUGAUGGAUCGUGGUUUUGUCUUUUCCCUAACGAAAACCUACUGGAAGCAGGUUUCUUCAAAGCUUUAUGCGUUACAGACUCCAAGUAUGCUUGUGUCAUUGAGAUUGGACUUCCUGCGAAUCAUCUGCAGUCAUGAGCAUUAUGUUACACUGAACUUACCAUGCAGUCUUCUUACACCUCCAUCCUCUCCAUCCCCCUCUGUGUCUUCGGCAACAAGUCAGAGUUCUGGGUUUUCUACAAUUGUUCAAGACCAGAAGAUUGCUAAUAUGUUUGAGUUGUCAGUUCCAUUCCGUCAGCAGCACUACCUAGCAGGACUCGUACUUACUGAGUUAGCACUUAUUCUAGAUCCAGAGGCAGAGGGCUUGUUUGGACUGCACAAGAAGGUUGUCAACGUUGUUCAUAAUUUGCUGUCGAGUCAUGAUUCUGAUCCUCGAUAUGCUGAUGUAGAUGUAAAAGCUCGUGUAGCCACGUUAUACUUACCGCUGAUUGGUAUCAUAAUGGAAUCCGUGCCACAGUUAUAUGACUUCACAGAAUCCCUCAAUCAGCGAGGACGUCCCAGUGUUGUAACUGCAGAUGAUUAUGAGAGUGAAAGCAGCAACAUGAUCAAUCAAACCGUCGCCAUGGCAAUCGCAGGAGCCUCUGUUCCACAGCUUUCCCGACCGAGUAGUUUCUUGCUGACAUCUGGGACCGGACGCCAGUAUACAACUUUCUCAGCAGAAUCAAGCCGCAGCUUGUUGAUUUGCCUUCUCUGGGUUUUAAAAAAUGCAGACAACAUGGUUCUACAAAAGUGGUUUGCAGAUCUCUCCAUUCUCCAACUAAACCGCCUGUUGGACUUGAUGUAUCUCUGUGUAUCCUGCUUUGAGUACAAGGGCAAGAAAGCUUUUGAACGAAUGAAUAGUCUGACAUUCAAAAAAUCAAAGGACAUGAAAGCAAAACUUGAAGAAGCAAUACUUGGGAGCAUUGGCGCUCGGCAGGAGAUGGUUCGUCGUAGUAGAGGGCAACUAGAACGAAGUCCUUCUGGAAGUGCAUUUGGAAGCCAAGAAAAUCUGAGAUGGAGGAAAGAUAUGACCCACUGGCGCCAAAAUAGUGAAAAGCUUGACAAGAUAUUUGUAUGUGACAGAUCAAGGGCUGAGUUGGAACAUGAGGCACUGAUUGAUGGUAACCUUGCAACUGAAGCAAACCUUAUUAUUUUGGACACUUUGGAAAUAAUUGUUCAGACUGUUUCUGUGACAGAAUCCAAAGAGAGUGUGCUUGGAGGGGUCCUGAAGGUUCUUCUACACACUAUGGCGUGUAAUCAGAGUGCACUUUACCUGCAACAUUGUUUUGCCACCCAGAGAGCCUUGGUAUCUAAAUUUCCUGAACUCCUUUUUGAAGAAGAAACAGAACUGUGUGCUGAUCUGUGCCUAAGGCUUUUACGACACUGCAGCAGCAGUAUUGGCACAAUCCGAGCACAUGCCAGUGCCUCACUGUACCUCCUUAUGAGACAAAAUUUCGAGAUUGGCAAUAAUUUUGCAAGAGUGAAGAUGCAAGUAACCAUGUCACUUUCCUCGCUGGUUGGUACAUCCCAGAAUUUUAAUGAAGAAUUCCUCAGGCGUUCUUUAAAGACAAUUUUGACAUACGCUGAAGAAGACUUGGAACUGAGAGAAACUACCUUUCCUGACCAGGUGCAGGAUCUUGUUUUCAAUCUCCAUAUGAUCCUGUCAGACACAGUGAAAAUGAAGGAACACCAAGAAGAUCCAGAGAUGCUCAUUGAUCUGAUGUACAGAAUUGCUAAAGGAUACCAGACAUCACCAGAUCUGCGGCUAACCUGGCUCCAAAACAUGGCUGGAAAACACUCUGAGAGGAGUAACCGUGCUGAAGCAGCGCAGUGCCUCGUCCAUUCUGCAGCUUUAGUAGCAGAAUACUUAAGUAUGUUGGAAGAUCGCAAGUAUCUUCCUGUAGGAUGUGUAACCUUCCAGAAUAUUUCUUUCAAUGUUUUGGAAGAGUCUGCAGUUUCAGAUGAUGUUCUUUCACCGGAUGAGGAAGGAAUCUGCUCUGGGAAGUACUUCACAGAGGCUGGUCUUGUGGGAUUGCUGGAGCAAGCUGCAGAUCUGUUUUCAAUGGCUGGAAUGUAUGAGGCAGUUAACGAAGUUUACAAAGUUCUUAUUCCAAUCCAUGAGGCUAAUCGUGAUGCAAAAAAACUGGCAACUAUUCAUGGUAAACUCCAAGAUGCUUUCAGCAAAAUAGUCCAUCAGAGUACUGGCUGGGAGGAUGGAAAGAGGAUGUUUGGUACCUAUUUCCGCGUUGGCUUUUACGGAUCCAAGUUUGGUGACCUGGAUGAACAAGAGUUUGUUUACAAAGAGCCAGCGAUAACAAAACUGGCUGAAAUCUCUCAUCGACUUGAAGCGUUUUAUGGUGAACGCUUUGGUGAGGAUGUUGUGGAAGUUAUCAAAGAUUCCAAUCCAGUGGACAAGUGCAAAUUGGAUCCUAAUAAGGCCUACAUCCAGAUAACAUAUGUGGAACCAUAUUUUGACACCUACGAAAUGAAGGACAGGAUUACGUAUUUUGACAAAAAUUAUAACCUGAGACGUUUCAUGUAUUGCACACCAUUCACACUAGAUGGCCGAGCUCAUGGUGACCUUCAUGAACAAUUCAAACGCAAGACUAUCUUGACCGUCUCUCACACGUUCCCCUACAUUAAAACCAGAAUCAAUGUCACCCAAAAAGAAGAGGUUAUUUUAACACCAAUUGAAGUGGCGAUAGAAGAUAUGCAGAAGAAAACUCAAGAGCUUGCUUUUGCAACACAUCAAGAUCCAGCUGAUCCCAAGAUGCUUCAAAUGGUGUUGCAGGGCUCAGUGGGAACAACAGUUAAUCAAGGACCUUUAGAAGUUGCUCAAGUGUUUUUGUCUGAAAUACCUAAUGAUCCCAAACUCUUCCGACAUCACAACAAAUUACGUCUAUGCUUCAAAGACUUCACUAAAAGAUGUGAGGAUGCCCUCCGGAAAAACAAAAGUUUGAUAGGUCCUGAUCAGAAGGAAUAUCAACGUGAACUUGAACGGAACUAUCACCGUCUCAAGGAAGCUCUUCAGCCUUUGAUAAGCAGGAAAAUUCCACAGCUUUACAAACCUGUCCUACCAAUCAGCUGCCAUAGAGAUUCUUUCAGCAGACUGAGUCUUCGCAAAGUGGACAUCUGAACAGAUGGCCUAGGUACUUACCUAUACCUGCAUGUGAUGAAAGGAGCAGAAAAAAAAAACCUAUUCAUUUCAGACAACAAAUAUGGACAUCAAAACAAAUUCAUACCUCAUUUUGAUACACUACAUUUCUUUAAGUGAUGUGAAGAGGUUAAGUAAGGAGAGAUGACUUGUUAUGGUACUAGUAAUUAUUCCAACACAUGGUUACAUUCGCUUGCACAUUCUCUGUAGUUAGUGUUAUUAGCAGUAACAACUGUUAAGAUUCACUAAUCAGUCAUACCUGCUAUUUAUCUACCAUUAUGUAUUAAAAGUUCUUAAUGUUAUUUACUAUUAGCUGAUGUACUAUUUAUAAAAAAUUCACAAGAUUUGAACAGUUUGUCAUUGGCAUUGAUAAUUCCAUUUUUAUUUUUGAAAAAGGUACUAUUAAAUUUUGAAAUUACUUCAACGUGGUCUAUUUCUUGAUUUCGUUGUAACUUCUUCAUUUUUGUAGAAGUGCUGGAGUACCAAACCUGCUUCUGUUUAACUGAAGCAAAUACCACUGAGGUUUUAAGUUUCAUUAAAUCACCACCAUUAUUUGACAAAUCAUCUGGAUAAGAAAUUGUUAAUACUACUUUUCACUUGCUGCAGUGACCGCGAUUGAAAUGUGUUCUAAUCAAAAGAUGAGAAUUCCCGAGUCUAAUUUCACUUAAGUAUAUUACCUGCAUAUGUUAGUACCUUGGCCAAAAACAGGAUCAGAAACUGUUCCAAUGGCUGCUAUAACUAUCUCAGCUUAGUGAGGAAUUUACAUGGAAACAUAUCACACUAAAAGUCAGCGAGGGUAAAAAUAUGUAAAAAGGUUACAAAUAAAAUGUAGUGUAGAGGAUAUGGAGUCAUUGUUCUGUUUAUUGAAAGUGAAUUUCCCAAUUUACAGUAGAAUUGAAAAAAUACAAAGAGCUUGAACUCACUGAAACCAUCCAACAUUAAUGUUGUGCCACAAUAGGUUUCAUACUACACCCAGUCAAAAAUUAAGGAUAAGACAUUGCAUGUCUUCCUGAUUGAAAUCCCACAAUUCACAGGGAAAAAAAGUGAUAGAAAAAAUGGCAAUGCUGAAUUCUUUCUUAAAUCAUGGAACUGUGCCAGACAUGUGUGGUACCGGUUUGGUUUUAACCAAGUAGUCAUUAACAUCUUGUAGGGUGUUUUAUACCUUGUAGUACAGCUCCUUAUUGGGUUAUCAAUGUCAUCUCUGAUGAGGUCUGGCUCAAAAUCUAGCCAUGGGCAAAGGAUAUAUCUUCUUAAUAAUGACCCAAGGCAAAUAAUGCACCUAGAGACAAGUGUGAGCUGGAGGAACACAGCAGGCCAGGCAGCAUCAAAGGAGCAGGAAAGCUGCCAUUUCAGGUCAGAUGCUGAAAAAGGGUCCAGACCCAAAACGUCAACUUUCCUGCUGCUCUGAUGCUGCCUGGCCUGCCAUUUUCCUCCAGCUCCAGAGUAUUACCUCUGACUCCAGCAUCGACAGUUCUUAUCUCUAAAUAAUGCACCUAUGUAUGUUUGUGCUAUAUACAUUUCAAAUAAAAGGUUAUUAAAAUUA